This is a messenger RNA of Liolophura sinensis, 4378 nucleotides long. RefSeq names its product probable E3 ubiquitin-protein ligase makorin-1. The transcript is spliced from 7 exons. Bases 6 to 1349 code for a protein of 447 amino acids. Lineage: Eukaryota; Metazoa; Mollusca; Polyplacophora; Chitonida; Chitonidae. Gene Ontology annotation, biological process: protein polyubiquitination. Gene Ontology annotation, molecular function: ubiquitin protein ligase activity; metal ion binding. The record is from RefSeq and is a predicted model, not a curated record.
UGACGAUGGCGGAAGGGUUGGCAGCAGCCACCGAACUCGGCCCAUGGACUUCUAAAGUCUUGUGCAGGUACUUCAUGCAUGGAGUCUGCCGUGAAGGGUCAAACUGCCGCUUUUCCCAUGAUCUGAAUGGCCCACCACCAAGUAAUGUUUGCAAGUUUUACCUUGAGGGAUCUUGUACAUACGGUGACCGAUGCAGGUAUGACCAUGUCAAACCAAAAGCCAAUAGCACAAAUGGGACAACAACCUUCAGGCUGUCAUCUCAGGGAAGUCCAGACAAGAGAUUAAAACCUGCCCCCAUCAGUAAACCACCUGCAGCACCAAUAGGGAAAAUGGUCACAUUGAAGAAACAUGGUUCUGCUGGUGAAAGCCUUCCCAGCUCUCCCUUGUCCCCAUCUAUCUCAUUGCCUCAUAAGGACCCAGACCUGUGGGUGAGAGCUGCAGAGUUUGUUCCUGGAAAGCCAUACCAGCCACCAGUUAGGUCCACAUAUGCAGCUGCAACCAAAACAAGAACAGAUGACAGCGGUGAGACCAGCAGUGCCGGAACGUCCCAUGAUGCUGCAAAUGCUGGUGACUUGCUGUGUCCGUUUGCUGCCAAGGGAGAAUGUCGAUUUGGCGAGCAGUGUGCCUACACCCAUGGAGAUUUAUGUGAACUGUGUGGCAUGGCCAUCCUACAUCCUACUGACCAAGAACAGAGAGAUAAUCACAUGAAGGACUGCAUGCAGGUGUUAGAGAAGGACAUGGAAUUAUCAUUUGCCAUAGCUCAGAGUAAGGAUAAAUCUUGUGGGAUUUGCAUGGACAAAGUACUGGAGAAGCAGCCCCCUUGUGAACAGCGCUUUGGAAUUAUGUCAAACUGCAACCAUGUCUUCUGUCUGGCAUGCAUCAGGAAGUGGCGUAGCAACAAAGCCUUUGAAAACAAAAUCAUACGAUCCUGCCCUGAAUGCCGAACUGUAUCAGAUUUUGUCACACCAAGCAAAUACUGGGUUGAAUCUCGAGAGGAAAAGGAUAAACUGAUAGAAGGCUAUAAAAAAGCUUUGAGUGGAAAACCCUGCCGCUAUUUCGACCAAGGCCGAGGAGAAUGUCCAUUUAACGAGAAGUGCUUUUACCUCCAUGCUUAUCCAGAUGGUCGGAAAGCAGACGCACAACCACGACAACGCAGACAUCGAGCUAACGCUGACGGAGACCUUGAUCUGUUGCAGCAGAUACUACUUUGGGAUUUCUUUGAAGAGAAUCAAAAUCAAGUAGUUUUGGAAUUGCAACUAGCAGACGAGUUGGACCACUUACUGACCCUAGCAGCAGCAGAUUUGUUGGGAGAUUCGUCUGAUAGUGAUUUUGAUGAUGUCAUAUGGUAGCCCUGCUAAGCAAAAAACCAUCAAAGGUAUCCCCAGUAGCUAUUUGACUUCAUGUUAUAGUCUCAGGUCUUUGUCAUGUUUGGCUAAGGGUUAUAUACGUGUCCUAUAGAUGGCAAGUGUUGGUUAUGUGGAAUAGCUAGACUCGGCAUUUAUGACACUAGUAUUUGGAACAGUUUUCUUUCUGUGAUAAUAUAAAUGAAAAAAUACGCCAUUGUUUGAAGCACUGUAAUUCGCAAUGGAUUUAAAAUCUUUCUUGUAUCAGGUUGUCUUAGGAUCAUGGCUUUACUAUAAAAUGUUGAGCAUGCAGUACUCUGUAUGAUAUCAUCUUGUUGCUUUAAAUAGUUGACUUUGAUUUGCAAUGCUCCAUAAGUGCACAAAGUCUGCCUGUCUUAUCAUAUAGGGUUAUAUAGUUUUCAAAAAUCUUUUGAGUGUCCCAAAUAGGUUUAUUUUUGAAGGUUGUUGAUUUCUCAUAUCUGCAAUAGUUCUUGGCACUUUUAAUCUGUUUGUAAGGUGACUGCAGUGCUAUGGUGGACCUUCCUGUUGGCAAAUUUGUUAAGGAUUAUCUGCUUUGGAAUGUAGAUACCAUGGAUUGUUUUGAGAAUUUGUUUUCUAGAAUGAGAUGAAAACCAGUGUAAGAAAAAUGCAUAGACUAGGAUGAAUCUUGAUGUUGAUAAAACAAGAUUGGAGAUUGCAUUCAAGAAGAUCUGAAAUAUUACAAUGUGUGAUUAAUGAACAUGUGAAAAUUGUCUGGCCAGAUCAAAUUUCAUAUUGGUUUGUUUUACCUAGGGUGAAAAUUCAGGCCUUCUGAGGUGGAUGCAAAUGUAGGAUUGAUUGCUUUGGUGAUUGGACAUGGAGGGUUCAGUGGCAUCAAGUUAGCAUCGUGAAAGGUGAUAAAUUAAAAGGAUAGAUUUCCAGGUUUCAUGAAUGAAAAUUUUUUCAUUGUCUGCUGUUAAGAAGGAAAAUAAUUGAUUGUGUCUUAACGAAGAAGAAAGGUUUGAUUGCCUCCUUCUAUCAGUCUGUGUGGAAUUGAGUACUGUCUGAUUCAAACUUUAUCGGUAUGCAUAUCUGUAAACUAUCUCAGAGUUGGAAGAUGACAGCACACUCCAUUUUUUCUGACAAGUCCUUUUCUUAUGAAUGUAUUUGUCUUGUAUGUUUGUAUGCCUUGGAUUCAGGGUUGCUACUUGGGUGUACAGAAGCAUUUUUAAGUAUAACUUUCUGCAAAAGUACUUUGAGAAGUAGCUUUGUUUGCACGAGCACGAAAUGGUACCAAAUCUCCUGUGAGGUAGUUCAGCUCUAGGAAAUGCCGAAAAAAGAUAUAUUUUCUCUCUGUCUCUUUCUCUCCCUGUCUGUCUUUGAAUAUAUAGAAAAAAGAUAAUCUCCCACCUGGAAAUUUAAAGGUGUAAGAAAGGGUUGAUUUAUAAAUGCUUUUUGAAUUUUUUUUUUUACUAUUAUUAUUUAUAUUACCUGCAUAUUUGAUCAAACAGGAAAUGUUUAAUGAUGCUUUAGCUCCUUAGGAAAAAAGUAGUCUUAGAUAACUCAUUGCCAGGAAAGUGCAUGCAUGCAGUGAUUUUUUUUUUUAUUGUUAUUAUUUUUCAACUAUCCAAUUGGCUUAUUGGGUAGUUGAGUUUCAGGUAGGCAUUGUGAUUUGUUACGUUCAGUGCAGAGAGUUUGAGAGUAAUUGUUUGGUGAUUUAGAGCAUAAAGAAUGUUACCUUGUGGGAGAUAAUAUCAUGUUAUGAUGUUCAAGUUUAGUUUAUAAUGUUUGGCUUGAUCAGCUAUUUUGUUUAAUAUCAUUGGAGGAGAUUGGAAAAGUGGGAAUAUUGUUCGGCCCAUCUGCAGAAGCUCUCUUGUCCAGAAUUGUUUACAGUGGUGUUGAAUCUUUUAACACCUGUAUCUCGUUACUGUUUAGGGCGUACAGGUAUGGGUAUCCAGUGCAAACAAGGCCUUCCCAAACUUGUUCGGCUGAUAAAAAAUUGUAGUAUUAAGUACAGUUUACAGAAUAAGGGAAAUGUAGGAUAUAGAUCCAUGUUAAAGGGUUCUUUCUUUUCGUUGUUUUUUGGCGUUCGUGCUCUUCUGAAAGGAAGCUAGUUACAGAACUACAUUUGCCUUGUGGGUGGCAGUUUACAAUACAUUUCAAUACAGUUUUUGCUGUUCUAGUCAUUAUCAUUUAGUGCAUACCCAAGUACAAUGUAGUGCUAAUAGAACUGCCACACAUACUGUUUUGUCAGUGAUGUUCACUGAUUUUGUUCUCAGAGUAUAUUUACUUAACUCAAAUAUCCCUCCAGCCUGCUUGUAAUACGAUGGGAAAUAACUUACUCCACUUAGUUUGAACCUCAUUGCACAGCUAGUGCUCAAUGAUGAUCUCAUAAAGGUGUGAAGUGGACGUUGACAAACAAAAUGCAUAGGGUUAUCUCCCUUGUGAGCAAUAUUUGAGGCUUGGUGGAAAAGAGGAAGGAAUUAUGAACAGCUAUUGUGAUUAAAACUUAUACCACAAGCGCCAGUAGCCCAAAGCAUUUCUAUCUCAUUGACCUCACUUGAAAGUGAAUGUUACAUGUAACAAAACAAUCUGCCUUCAUCUAGUGGCCUUGUACAGAAAUCAAGGAAUUUAUCUUGUUAUUCACAAUAUUUAUAAGCUCGUCUGAAAACAUCAUACUUUUGCUGAGUUUCGGAGAGUAAAAUUGUGGCAAGGGUACAAGGGGUAAUUUGAAAUCCUACCAACAGACUGUACUGUGUCAAGUAGCUAUCUGUGCAAGGGUUUACUUACAGUAAUUUAGGCCAACAUACCUGCAAUGUUUAUCCUGAUUUUGGAUUUUCCUUUGUCAUAAAUUAACAGUCCAACAAAAAUUGAAAAAUAUUAUGGCCAUAAAUCAGUUGACAACUGUUGCAAAGAUGUCUUCCUCUGAUGAUCACUCACAAUUCCUUGUCCCCAUUAGGUAUAUAUUGAAUGAACUGGAGGCACCAGUAGUCUGUUCCAUACACGUCAUUAACUUUCAUGAUUAACUUUUGAGACUCAGAUGUAUGCCAUUUUCA